This is a messenger RNA of Cyclocybe aegerita, 429 nucleotides long. Lineage: Eukaryota; Fungi; Basidiomycota; Agaricomycetes; Agaricales; Hemipholiotaceae. The record is from the annotation of a GenBank genome assembly.
AUGACUUUGUCGACUCCACACCUCAUCGCACGACGAGAGGAAAAACACGACACAAACACCGGUCAAAAAACGUAUAAAAGUAACCCAGCUACAACAAUCAACAUGCAGUUCAAGCUCCUCGCUUCUACUCUGGCCCUCGCCGCCACCCUUGCUGCCGCCACACCGAUCGCACCGAGCCAGUGCAACACGGGUCCCAUCCAGUGCUGCAACAGCACUGGAACGACUAAGGACACUCCCAUAGCGGCGCUCCUCGGCCUCCUUGGGGUCGUCGUUCAAGGUGUCGACGUCCUCAUUGGUGUCACUUGCACCCCCAUCAGCGUCAUCGGUAUUGGAGGAAACUCUUGCACUGCGCAGCCCGUCUGCUGCUCUAACAAUUCGUUCAACGGCGUCAUUGCGAUUGGUUGCACCCCGGUCAAUAUCAACUUGUAA